Messenger RNA from Suillus paluster, 855 nucleotides. RefSeq lists its product as uncharacterized. The coding region runs from base 109 to 690 and encodes 193 amino acids. The transcript is spliced from 8 exons. Lineage: Eukaryota; Fungi; Basidiomycota; Agaricomycetes; Boletales; Suillaceae. The record is from RefSeq and is a predicted model, not a curated record.
UUCGUUCAGGAAUGCACGAUCAUUGAUCAGAUUGAUCUCUGUAUGUGCUAUUUCGUAUUCUUAUGACCGGCGCUGAAGUACUUCCGCUUGAAACCUCAUUAUCUAGGGAUGCUUAUUAUGGCGCUCGUGUGUGCUGAGUCUAUAUUUAUCAUUCGAGCAUAUGUGUUGUGGGGUCGAACGAGACGGAUCCUUUACUUUCUGACUGGGAGCUACCUGAUAGUUCUUGCAGGGGCAUUCAGUUGCGACGCACUAUAUGGAGUCGCUAUUGAGACGUUCGGAGGCUGUGAGUUACCGGCAUAUACGCAACAGCCUCUGAUGGCAGGGUAUAUACUUCUGGUCGCACUAGAGAUAGAAGUUUUCGUGCUUUCUGUUUAUAAGGCGUUCAAAAUGUACCGUGCAAGUGAAGGAACACUAGCAGUUUUAUUUGUGCAGCACAAUGUUGGAUAUUUCGCCGCUUGUCUUGCAUUGAACGCCAUCAACAUGAUAAGUGCGGUCGGAGUAAUGGCAAUCAAUGAUCGUGCGAUGAUAGAAGUAACACAGGUCAUCCUACAAGCGUUACUUGCUACCCGAAUGCAAAUUCAUCUCUGGAAAACUGUCGGCGGACGGAGUAAUUCACCGACGGACGAGAUGACAUCUUUGGAAUUUGCUGACAGACGCGAUACCAUGCAGGAGCCUGAGGUGAGUACGUGAUGGGGUUGAGCGUAAAUCAUUUACAGGGCAUUACUAUUUCACUUAUACUACUGUGCAACAUAAUAUCUGUCAACUUCUCCAGUGUAUAGCUACCCCCUUCUGGAGUUCUGCGCCAUCGGCACUGCUUUCAAUGAUAGUAUUGCUUGGUAAACAACGACCAGGUCG